AUGUCGCUUAAUAUUCUGAUUUGGAAUGCCCGGGGUGUGGCUAAUGUAAACACUCAGAACGUCAUCAAGAGAUUGGUGAAGGAUAAUAAGAUCUCAAUUUUGGCAAUCAUUGAGCCGCUUAUCAGGCCUAAGCCUGACUUCUUCAGUAGGGUUUUUGGUCUGAGAUUUAAGGGAUCGAACAUUAAUGGACAUAUUUGGGUGUUCGUUGCGGAAGGAAUUGAGGUGGAUGGGUGGGAUGACUCGGAACAAAUUUUUCAUGGUAGAUAUAGCCUCCCAACAUUAUCUGCCCCGAUCUUUAUUUCAGCGGCCUAUGGGAAGUGCUCGAGGGAGGGAAGAGUGGAAAUGUGGACUAAGCUGAGGGAGUUGGCAGCAAGGUUAGAUGGAUGUCCUUGGUUGGUAGGAGGUGAUUUCAACAUAUUUGUUUCAGAGGAGGAGAGACAGGGAAGUAUGAGGAGGCAAGGUAGGAAAAUCAGGGAGAUGAUGGAUUUUGCGGAGACAAUUAGUGACUGUCAAUUGCUAGAUGUGGGUGCGGACGGACUCAAAUUCACAUGGGCAAGAGGGGAGACGUUUGAAAGAUUAGAUAGAGUGCUCCUUGGUGAGGGGUGGACAAAUGUCUUUGAGACGACUAGGGUUCGUCAUCAUUUGUUUCUAAAGGAAGUGGAAAGGUGUUGGAGGGAGGAAACGGGAACUAAGGGCAUGAUUAAUGUGCAAAUCAAAUUGAGCCGGCUUAAACGUAGCUUGAGGAUCUGGAAUCGAGUGGUCUUUGGCAAUAUUUUUGAAAGGCUAAAAGAAGCUGAGAUGGAGGCUAAGCAGGCUGCAGAGAAUUAUGAACAUAACCCCUUGCCCUGA
Messenger RNA from Salvia splendens (bonfire salvia), 849 nucleotides. RefSeq lists its product as uncharacterized. Lineage: Eukaryota; Viridiplantae; Streptophyta; Magnoliopsida; Lamiales; Lamiaceae. The transcript has 2 exons. The record is from RefSeq and is a predicted model, not a curated record. Bases 1 to 849 code for a protein of 282 amino acids.